AACACAAAGGAGACGGCAGUGAGAGUGCUGGCAGGCGAAACACCUGUAGCUAGAGGCAGCCUUUUCUCCAUCUGUCAACAAAAGAAAUCCUUAGUGCUCAGAGGCAGUUCUUCUUUCAGUAAAGACAGACUGAAACACAGGAAUAUUGAUUGAAGACACGGACAGUGCUUCCGAGCUGGGUUUACAUUGUUCGUUAAAACCAAGAACAAGAACGAACAGCUGCAAGUGCUGAACGGACAGCUCCUGUAGCUGAGGAACUGAGCGCAGUGACGGGUGCAUUUAAAGGAGGAGGCAAAGAUGCCAAACAAGAAGAAAUAUGCUUUAAAUCAACGACAGACUAUGUUAUAAGACGUCGAGUGCCGCGGCAAUACCUGUCAAAAAGAUCUUUUGAAAAAGCAAAGGAAUAACAACACACUUGCAGCAUCUUCAUUUGAUCCGUAAUCGUGUUUCAACGUGUUUUUAACGUCCACUAUAGAUAUUUGCAAAAAGAAAAAGAUACACAACAAGUUGUCUGGAGAUGUUUAAUGUAGCAAUUACAUAAUAUUUUCAAUAUAUACAUUUUUUAAAAUAUUUACCGUGGGGAAUAUCUGUCAUUGGAUAAUUUUGUAUUGAUUGUGUGUAAACUGGCAGAUCUAUCAUGGCUUUCAAAUAAACAAAUUCGGACAGAAGAAAAUAAAUAAGGAGAAUGUAUAGAGAUCCCGUGGUGUAUCUCCCACAGAAAAACCCAAAUAUGUUUUUCAGCACAGUUGAUGAAUGUGACUAGGGUGUGCCUGUGUUUUUUUUUUCUGGAGAAAAAAAAGAGUGAGUUUUGUGUUGCAAAGGGGGUGGGGUGCGGUGUGGAUGUGAUCACUUCAAGCACCGACAUUGAUAGCACCCCAAGGAGGAAAGAAAACACAAGGUGACUGAUCAGUCGUGAGCUGUGCUGUCAUUCCGUUUGACUUCACCUGCUUGGAUGAGAAAGCAGGGAAGAAAGGGAAUGGACUGAUACUCAACACAACGCAGCACGACAGAGCGAGACCCCUUUUUUGUUUCAUCUGACGAAACAACUGAAAAAAAAAACAAUAAUAAGCUACCACAACCAAAAAAAGCAUGCAGUUAUUGUUUAAAAGCAAACCAAAACGACACUGGAGGGCUGGGUUCUAAAUGUUGUUUAUUGUACUUGCAACAUGUAUAAGGGGUUACUGCAUUUGGACAACCGAAAAUAGAAGCUAGACAAAAAAGCUUCCAUUUCCACUUUUCUUAUCGAGUCAUGUCUUAUCCGAUGAGAUGGGCAAGAUCGACGACAACGAGAGGAUAAUCCUCAACGUUGGGGGCACCAGGCACGAAACCUACCGCAACACGCUGAAGACCUUGCCGGGGACAAGGCUGGCUCUGCUUGCUUCUGAGCCUGACACAGAGUCUGGGGUGGAUAAUCGGCAACAAGUCGCGGGUUACAUCGAGUUCAAUCCCAAGAACAACAGAUACUUUUUCGAUCGCCACCCGGGCGUUUUCGCCUAUGUGCUUAACUACUACCGCACCGGGAAACUCCACUGCCCCGCUGAUGUCUGCGGCCCCCUGUUUGAGGAAGAGCUGGCUUUCUGGGGAAUCGAUGAGACCGACGUGGAGCCCUGCUGCUGGAUGACUUACCGACAGCACAGGGAUGCGGAAGAAGCUCUCGACAUUUUUGAGAUCAGCGGGGAUCCGGGAGACGGGGAGGACGAAGAUGUAAGCAAGAGGCUAGGCAUUGAGGAUGUGGUGUCACCUGAAUGCAAAGUCAGCCGCUGGAAAAAGUGGCAACCGGUGGUGUGGGCUUUGUUUGAGGACCCCUAUUCUUCCAGAUCAGCAAGGUUUAUCGCCUUCGCCUCCUUGUUCUUCAUCCUGGCCUCAAUCACCACCUUUUGUCUGGAGACCCACGAGGCUUUUAAUACUAUUAUAAACAAAACAGAAUUGAUAAGGAACGACAGCCUAUCUGAUCAGAAUGCACAGUAUGAGAUUGUAACGGACCCCGCUUUGACUUAUGUAGAAGGCAUCUGUGUACUGUGGUUUACUCUUGAGUUUCUGGUGCGUGUCGCAUUCUGCCCUGACAAGCUUGAAUUUGUUAAAAACCUCCUGAACAUUAUUGACUGUGUGGCAAUCUUGCCGUUUUACCUGGAAAUGGCUCUGAGCGGACUUUCAUCCAAAGCUGCUAAAGAUGCUCUUGGCUUCCUUAGGGUUGUUAGGUUUGUCAGGAUUCUACGAAUCUUUAAGCUAACCCGUCAUUUUGUAGGACUACGAGUGCUUGGGCACACCCUGAAAGCUAGCACCAAUGAAUUUUUGUUGCUCAUCAUAUUUUUAGCUCUGGGAGUGUUAAUAUUUGCCACCAUGAUCUAUUAUGCCGAAAGAUUAGGAGCAAGUCCCAACGACCCAACUGCCAGCGACCACACACAGUUCAAAAAUAUUCCUAUUGGAUUCUGGUGGGCAGUUGUCACCAUGACCACACUUGGGUAUGGCGACAUGUAUCCUCAGACUUGGUCGGGCAUGUUGGUGGGCGCUCUGUGUGCGUUGUCCGGGGUGCUCACAAUAGCCAUGCCUGUGCCCGUCAUUGUCAAUAACUUUGGAAUGUACUACUCACUAGCCAUGGCCAAGCAGAAGCUUCCACGGAAGAGAAAGAAGUACAUACCUCAAGCUCCUCAAGGUGGCUCCCCUACACUCUGCAAGACUGACCUGGACAUGCCUUGCAAUAGCACCCACAGUGACGCUUGUCAUGCCAGGGAGAACAGGCUGAUGGAACACCACAGAUCAGGUGAAGCCAGUGGAGGAAGUGACCUGCCUUUGUCACCUGACGAAAGGCUCCCAAUCAGGCGGUCUAGCACCAGAGACGACAACAGAAGAGGGGGAACAUGUUUCUUACUGACAACAAGCGAGUACACGUGUUCUACAGGUGGAGGGAUCAGGAAAGGAUAUGAAAAAUCCAGAAGCUUAAACAACAUAGCUGGCUUGGCUAGCAAUGCUCUGAUGCUGUCUCCAGUAACUUCACCCUACAGCUCACCCUGUCCUUUGAGACGAUCUCGAUCUCCCAUUCCAUCAAUCUUGUAAAACGAGGCUGCAGCAGUGGGUCCAGUAGAAUCCAAUUCCAAGUAUUGUAACUGCAUAAAGGAAGUCAUUACAUGUAGUAUUGAAUCUAGCCACUAGUACAGUAGUUUAACUUAAAUUGUGCAGGAGGUAAACUGUAAAUAGUAGGCAAGAUGUACUUUGUUAACAGAAGAUCCCUACUGUAUAUCUUUGACUUUUAACGUUAUUAAACAUUGUGCAUCUCCUUUUUAAACUAAUUGUCCUGCAUUACUUCUGGCAAUAAAAGGACAUUUAGUGGAUCUCUUUGGCCAGUAUGCUGAAUAACACAUGUAUUAUAUUAGGGAGAAUAUAUAGAUAAAACAAAGAAAAUAUGUGCUUCCAAAUUAUAUAACUUUUUUGGACCUCUUCAUUCCUGUGACUUUUAUCCAUUCUGAAGAUGUGUGGACCCCUGUCUUGAUCACACACUCACACAUAUACACAAACCUUCAAAAAUAUGACUUUUUUUGCAUGGAUCAUCCUGUCUCAUCGUCUGAAAGCAAUGUUGCUAAAUUUGCUGGGACGCAGGUGGCACUGACUAUGUGUGUGCGCCUUGUACCAUUCGCUGACACAAAUGCAUCAGCCAACUUGUUUCUGCAUGUGCCAAUAUAUUGUGCUGGUUGCUGCCUGGAAUGCUGUACAAACUGGAGUUUCGACUAGCAGGCUCCCAAACUGAGUGUCUUCGGUUGUUUAUACACGCAGAUAACUGCAAAGAGGUUGUCAUUACUGGGUACACGCAAGCAGAGGCCAGCUCUCUUUCUUAAUGGCUUCGGGAAGGCACAAGCGUGACAGAAAGGUAACACUGACAUAACGGCUGGCAUUUUAUAAAAAACUAAAUGUUUCAACAAUUCAACACUCACCUGAAAACAGCCCUAAAAGAACAAGUAGUAUCUUCUUGCAGUGCAUGCUUUACAUUGUUCACCAGCCAUAUAGAAUAUAUAAACAUAGAACAUACAUAAUUAAAUGUUGCCACACUUAAAUUGCUGAAUUACCCCUUUUGUUAUGGUGAGGAUUUACAUUUUAAGUAAAAAAACAAAAACACUAAAAUCUAUCUAUCUAUCUAUCUAUCUAUCUAUCUAUCUAUCUAUCUAUCUAUCUAUCUAUUAUACAGUAUAAUAUAUGUUAAUGUUAAACUAUAUGAUAGUUGCUGUAUAUAGUUCUAAUUCUAUAGCAUGAAUUUGCAUGUCUAAAUCCUUGUACAAUAUACAGUCUAUGAUUCAAAAUGAACAUUUCUGAUAUUUAGAGAUGUGUAUUGUUAACAUGUUGUUGGCAUCUUCAAUAGAGAUAUUUAUUUUAAAAAAGGCUGUUAGCUAUUAAUAUUUUAUUGGUGCUGAUGUUAUUGACUACAGUGUUGUACAGCAUUUAUCAUUGAUGUGAACAGCUGUCACAAUGGACAUUGGGUUUUAACCAGGGAGGUUCUGGAAACUGACUUCUGCUUGAGAAAAAAAGGUUGCGUGUGAGCAGAUCUCGCCAGAUGGUCACCAGAAAUGUGGACGGAUUGAGCCCAACCCAAAAGAGUGAAACACACACAAUGAUAAACCAUGAAGCUGCUGCUCAAUGGAAAAACCAAGCAAACUAAAUGGACACAUCUUGACAUAAUGACCAAGCACACAAGCUAUCGAUGUCUGUCUUCUGUGUUCUGAGGCCAGCGGGGUUCAGUCUUCACUGAUAAUUUGUGAUAGAACCACAUUUUACUGUAUUAUUCAUGAAAUCCCUGCAAUAAAUCGACACUGUAGUGCUGUAGAUGUAUACGAACGGCACACAAUUAUAAAGAGAAAAAAAGAGUGCUAAUCUUAAUAAAUGUGACAUCUGGUCAUCAAUCCUUUUUUUUAUUUAUUUGGUAUUUUUGUGAAGUCAUUGAGUUGCUUUUCUCCAUUACCUCAAACUCAGCAGAUUUAUACAUAUAUAGUAUCAUAAUAAUAAUAAUAAUAAUAAUAAUAAUAAUAAUAAUACUAAAACAUGCUUUAAUUAGUAUCUAGACAUGUAUAUUUUGAAAAAUAAAAUAUUCUCACAUAUCAAAUAAAUAUACUAUAUAUAUA
Messenger RNA from Acipenser ruthenus (sterlet), 5105 nucleotides. Its product is annotated as potassium voltage-gated channel subfamily C member 2-like. Bases 1267 to 3054 code for a protein of 595 amino acids. The record is from RefSeq and is a predicted model, not a curated record. Gene Ontology annotation, biological process: protein homooligomerization; potassium ion transmembrane transport. Gene Ontology annotation, cellular component: axon; voltage-gated potassium channel complex; neuronal cell body membrane. The transcript has 4 exons. Lineage: Eukaryota; Metazoa; Chordata; Actinopteri; Acipenseriformes; Acipenseridae. Gene Ontology annotation, molecular function: protein binding; delayed rectifier potassium channel activity.